CCUGACGACUCACGAGCUGGGUGUGAUUCGGAUCAGAGAGACAGUCUCCCUUCUGCAUCAACAACCACACACACCGUCUAUGGAGGCAGGCCGCAUGAGACUUGAGCCUUGAGGGCUGUGGACUCUCUUGAGUCUUGACGCUUCCGUCAACAAAGUUGUCUUUCGUGCACAAAUUCAGGGUCGUCAACAUCAGGCUAGGUUGAGCUAGUUGUCUGAUCAGAUUAGUCUUGAGCAGUUUGCCGCUGAUUGUGGACCAUAGCAGUGGACAAUAGCCCACCAGAAGUACGUAGUCGGCGCAGGGUUUGCAAUACAAAAGAACAAACUAGCCAGGAGACAGGGAAACUCUCCGGUUUCCAAGCCUUCUUGUAGCCGAACCUGCCAAAGCGAUACCGUUGGACGCAGAACAAGCCUGCUGUUCAAAUCAACAUAGUCAACAAUCUCGAGGGGAGCAUAUUCUGCAAGCAUACUGAAGCUUGGGAACUUAAGCAACAUGCGAAGGACAGGCCGCUGCAAUGAUUUGACAGACUCAGAUAUCCAUGCUUUUACGACGUCAACGCUGCAUCUAAUUCCAACCCUGAGUGCACCUGCAUCUGAGAGUGAUCAAAGAAGCAGACUGACAGAGCCCCAUUCUGGGGUCUCUGUUCGUAGCGCUAGGGAGUAGAUUGCUUUCCCUGGUUUUGCAAUGGCAUUUGGAAGGCAAGCAGCAGCUUAUGGCGAUGAAAACAAGAGAGUUGAAGGCAAGGGUGCAGUGGGCAAGGGGGCAACUCGGGUGCCUUUGGGUGCGGCGGUAGGCAACAAUGGAAGGCGGGCUCUUGGAGACAUUGGCAACCUUGUGGGGGCCAUGCCCAGCAAUGCUGGAGGAGGAAGUCAGAAGCAGGGAGCCUUGGCGGAAAGAGCUGCCUACAAACGUGGGCUGGGAGCUGUCAACGACAAGCCAACCACCAGGCUAGCAGCCAAAUCUGCCGCCGCCGCUGCCUCCGAUGCCCCUGCCGCUGCUGCAGCUGCUCCCCCCCUCCCAAGCAACUGGGGCGCCCACCGCCGUCGCGACCUCAUCACCAAGCCCCGCAAUGACCUGGCUCCAGAGGGCGGUGCGCCCAGCGGGACAGGCCGCAGCAGCGGGGUGUCGGAGCGUGACCCGCUGGCCAGCAUCAAUAGCAACUCGCUGCAUCCAGGGGCCGCUGCUGCGCGCAUGGCCAAGCAGGUGGAGGCGCGUGUGCUGCGCAAGAAGAAGCUGGGCACUCAUGAGCAGAGCACCACGAGCAAGCUGCUGGCGCAGAGUGCGGCCGUCAGCGGCAACGCGGAUGCCGAGAUGGAGGAUGCGGACGAGGCCCUCCCAGACAUUGACUCCGCAGACCAGAGGGACCCGCUGUGUGUCACGCAGUACGUCGAGGACAUCUACGCCUUUUACAAACGGACAGAGGGGCAGAGCUGCGUGAGCCCGCAGUACAUGGGGCGGCAGGCGGACAUCAACGACAAGAUGCGCGCGAUCCUGGUGGACUGGCUCGUGGAGGUGCACCUCAAGUUCAAGCUCACCCCCGAGACGCUCUUCCUGACCACCAACCUCAUCGACCGCUUCCUGGCGCUGCACCCCGUCACGCGCAAGCACCUCCAGCUCGUGGGCGUCACCGCCAUGCUCAUCGCGUCCAAGUACGAGGAGAUCUGGGCGCCCGAGGUCAAGGACUUCGUCUACAUCUCCGACAAUGCGUACGACAAGGACCAGAUCCUCGCCAUGGAGAAGCUGAUGCUCAACACGCUCAAGUUCAACCUGACAGUGCCCACCCCGUACGUGUUCAUGUGCCGCUACCUCAAGGCUGCCGCAGCAGACAAGCAGCUGGAGACGACGGCCUUCUUCCUGGUGGAGCUGUGCCUGGUCGAGUACGCCUUCUUGCGCUUCACGCCCUCCCUGCUGGCCGCCGCGGCUGUGCACACGGCCCUCAAGACGCUCAACCGCACGCCAUGGUCGCCAGCGCUCCACAAACACUCAGGGUACUCGGAAACGGCACUCAGGUCUUGUUCGUUCCUAAUGUCGUCAAUACACCGGAAGUCUGCAACGGCCAGCUUGACUGCGGUGGUGAAAAAGUAUAGCAGCAGCAAGCUGUACUGUGUUGCUCUUCUGCCACCUUGUCCGGAGUCCCCUAUUGACGACACGUGUUCUAGCUCCGAUUAGAAGAGCUGCAUUCGACACGCUCCCAAGAAUUGGGAUUGCCACCACCAGCCGGUGGUUAGAAAUGAGAUAAGGUAUCCUAAGAGUGUACACAACUUGUGACCAAUCAGAGGAUAACGGUUUUCAGCUUCUUUGCCCGUCAGACUUGAGACCACCUUGUUUUGAGUUGGCCUUAAACCUAGACCAUAUGCAGGGUCGAAAAGUGAGGAUUGUUUCGGACUAGGUAUACUAAGGUGCAAAUCCUUGACCUUGCAUCAAAAUGGGGUCCGUGUCUGAACAUUCAUUCACGGCCCGAAGUCAAAUGCUUGAUGGCAUGCAAC
Messenger RNA from Klebsormidium nitens, 2484 nucleotides. Lineage: Eukaryota; Viridiplantae; Streptophyta; Klebsormidiophyceae; Klebsormidiales; Klebsormidiaceae. The record is from the annotation of a GenBank genome assembly.